GCCAUGAGUCCAUGUGCUCAAGUAUUUGACCAGCGUGUGGAUUAACAUUGUAGUAGUUUACACGAGGUGUUAUUCAUACUUUGUCCGUGUUCGCUAAGCGAUGAGUAUGUCAGCUGCCGCAGAGCUUCUCGACAAGAUCGAGUGGACCGUCGUUCUUGGGGCAGACUUGUCCAACGAGCUUCAAGACGCACGUGAUGUCGCCGAGCAAGACGAGUUCCUACGAUUCCUCGUAAACUGCAUUGUUCGAGGCGACUACGUGAGUGUGUUCGGUGAUGAUCGGACAAAGACAUUGCUGCGCGUGUCGUCUUACUUCAGUUGCACGCACGAGAUAACCGAGAAGUGUAAGAAAUACGUGGGCGGUGGUAGCCGAACUCGACAAUUGUGCGUGCUCCUAAUCGGCGUGGCAGCGUUGAAGCUUUUCGUCCAGUGCAACUGGACGGGGCCCGCUGUAGAAGUCGUUAACGACAUUUUUCCCAACCCGGAAUCUGACGAGUGCCGGCGCGCGUGUCUCAAAGCCCUCGAAGUGUCCGGCGAACCGCCGUACCACCUGAUAGAACAGGCACCUUUCCUAAUCAUCGCCGAUGCCCUGCUUGUGAGCUGCAGCGAAAUGCUUCGCGGCUGCUGUUCAGCUGACUGGUGGGCUUGGAGAUGCGCCUACGCGCACCAGUUAGUUAUGCUUGACCGAUCGCAAGAGCUGCACAGCGAGAUAUGCGACCGAAUCGGCAAGGUUGAAAAGAACCUGCCUAGCCCCGAUGAAGGAGAAGAGCAAAGGAAGUUAAGAAUGCUGUUUUGCGUCGAAGCAGCGUUAUCAUACGUGCAUUAUUUCGAAGUGAGAAAUGGCCGUUCUUACUUGGACUUGGCGAAAAGUGUUUCGAAUGUCGACUUUCAACUGACUGGAGCGCUCGGGAAGAGGACUUACCACCAGGAAAAUGAGCUUCCACAGUUGCUACUUGAAGUGCGGCACAAAGAAAACGGUGACGUCGGUACUGCGUCGUCGGAAAGGGCGAAUUGUUUCCCGAAAAAUGCGCCGCUCAGAGACGACACUGUCAUGAAUGAGGUAAAGUUUAGUGUCAGCGCAGCCGCCGAUGUUGCCCUAACGCCUGAGGAGGGCUGUUUGCUUCUGGCCGUAUGCAUCCUCAACAAGAGCAUCAGUGCACCUGAUGCUCUUAGAGACGAAGAAGUCAUGGCAUACAUCGAAAGAGUGGUUUCAAUGCCUUGCUCGUGGCCGGUCCAGUUCAGCGCACUCUUUCAACGAUGCAGGCUGGAACGGAAUAACAGCCGACGAGUUGAGCGAUCGAUGACUCAACUGCAGUGCCUCGUUGAUGCUGUUAAAUCCCCAGAGCCUAAUGCUGUUGUCAGGCAGGAGCUCUUUUUCUCUGUGGCUAUGCCGGCCAUCUGGGAAGUUGAAAAGGAGCUCGGAAACAUUUUCUUUGCUCUAGGGGCUACGAAGAGCGCUCUUGAUGUUUUCCUCAAAUACGAGCUCUGGGAGGAUGUCAUCAACUGCUACACCAAGAUAGGUCGCCGUGACCGAGCCGAGAAGGUUGUGAGGAAGUUGCUCGAAGAAGAGGAAACUGCCCACCUGUACUGCUUGCUGGGUGAUGCUACACAGGACCCUGAGCACUACACAAAGGCCUGGGAGAUAUCGGGUCAUACCAGUGCAAGGGCUCAGCGCUCGCUCGGCUUGUUCUAUUACAACAAGAAGGAGUUCCAAGAAGCCAUUCCGUAUCUGCAAAAGUCAUCAGAGCUUAAUGGAAUACAGAUGAACGUUUGGUUUGCCCUUGGGUAUUCUGCCAUGCAGGUUGAAAACUAUGCUCUGUCUGUAAAGGCAUACAAGCGCGUGGUGAAUCUGGACCCCGAAAGCUUUGAAGCAUGGAACAACAUGGCCAGCGCAUACAUCCGCAUGGGAGACAAGCACAAGGCCUGGAAAGUUCUGCAGGAAGCACUGAAGUGUAGUUAUGACAAUUGGAGAGUGUGGGAAAACUACUUGCUGGUGUGCAUGGACGUUGGAGCUUUCGAGGAGUGCAUAACUUCUUGGCACAGACUGAUCGACAUCAAGGGCAAACACACCGACGGCAAGGUGGCAAAACUGUUGGUGAAGGUUGUGGCGGAAGGAAUUCCAGACAUCAAUGGCAAGCCGGUAACUCAAUUGAGGUCCAGGUUGCUCGAGCUGUUUGGUAGAGUUACGUCAGGUGUUACCAAUGAUGCUGACAUUUGGUACUCGUAUGGGUCUCUCUACCAGCUUUUGAGCGAACAAUCAAGCAGAACUACGGAGGACACCGAACGAAUGUUACAGUUCUUUCAGAAAUCGUUCCGGUGUCAUAAUCAAAAGCCAAACUGGGAGAAAGAUGUGGCAGCCUGUAAGGAGCAUCUAAUACGUUCAAAAGACCUUCUGGACAUUUAUAUUUCUGCAACAGAAAGUCUAAGUGACAAAGUUCGCAAACACCAGCUGUUAUCAUCUGCUAGGAUCACAGUGAAAGGUACCCUGUCAAUUGUUCAGAACUACAAGGUCAACUAUUCGUCAGAAAUUCUCGAUGAACUGGCACCAGCAAUGAGUAGCCUUGCUGUGAAGUUAGAUGAAGUUGCUUCACUCAUCAAAAGUCUCAUUUAAAAUCACUCAGUCCGUACACCCUGUGUGGUUGUAAAUUUUAGUGUUGUGCUGUUUUUCACAAAACAUUCGGGGGCUUUCCUACAUGAAGAUGCACUGUUGUGUUUCCUCUGGCAGUUGUCUGCCUUUGUGAAGAUGUACACAUUGUAUAAUACACUUCCAUAUUACUGUUA
Messenger RNA from Rhipicephalus microplus (southern cattle tick), 2778 nucleotides. Its product is annotated as tetratricopeptide repeat protein 27. Gene Ontology annotation, molecular function: protein binding. The record is from RefSeq and is a predicted model, not a curated record. NCBI's taxonomy places the organism in Eukaryota, Metazoa, Arthropoda, Arachnida, Ixodida, Ixodidae.